GAUGGCUAACAUGGCUAAAGUUGUCCAGGGCAACGUUGUGUUGGAUCCAUUCGCCGGUUCUUGCGGGGUCUUGCUGGCCUGCGCGUACUUUGGCAUGGGCAUGGGUCUCGGCCAAGACAUUUGCGAAGCGACGUUGCGAGGAGAAGGCCCUGGUCGCACCGUGCACUCCAAUUUUGAAGCGUUUGGGUUUGCAGUUCCUGAGUUGUCGUUGUGUGACGUGCGGGCGUCCAGUUGGCGGAAGACAUGGACAGUGGACGCCAUCGUAUCCGAUCCGCCCUAUGGCAUCCGCACGUUCGGAGCGACCGAGUCGGAGGACGGGAGCCGCUUUGAUGACCAGUACGUGGCACACCUGGUGCGCGUAUGGAGCCCGCACCUCGUCGCAGGCGGCCGCAUGGUCUUUUACGUCUGCGGUCCAUCCAAACACAAGCAAAGUCUCGUUUCAUACCUAACCGACCUUCUUCUUCUUGGCUCGAAUCUCAGCAUUGUCGACGUGAUUGAGACUGGCGUGCACUUUAUGGACAACAACUCGUCCAUCGAUACGGCGGCGUGGACUCGUAGUUUAGUGGUGUUGGAGAAGCGCAGUGAUUCAUCCUAUCACCUUCCGCUGUUGGCUCUCCAACUAGCCAACAAGCCACAGACAUCGUUGUCAUCACGCAAUCUGCCGUGGACUGUGAGUCGGAACAUGGAGCCAUUGGACAUUUGGAGAGCGGCGUGGCUGGGGGACAUUUCGUCGCUUGAAAAGUUUGUGGCAGAUAAAGGAGGUGACAUCAACGCCCCCGAUGAUCACGGCAAGACGGCGCUGUACUUUGCCUCUGGGUACAACCAACUCCGAGUCGUCGCGUUCUUGGCGGCAAUCGCGCUCGACGUGGAUGCACAAGAUGUCGACGAGAAGACGGCGCUCGUGCAGGCGGCCCGCCACGGCCACGCCCAAGUCGUUCGAUUGCUGCUGAAAGCGGGCGCCGAUCCAUGUAAACUGUCGUCGAAACGAUGGUCUCCAGCGUAUUUUGCAGCCACGUAUGGCCAUCUCGAGGUGUUGCUUGCUCUGUACGAGGCAUCGCCAGCCAGUCUCAUGUUGCCAGGCCCAGGCCAUGCCACGGCCAUUCACAGAGCAGCCGAGCGGGGCCACGCGACUGUCGUGGAGCGCUUGAUCUCGCUGCAUCCACCGCUUGCCACGUCACGGGACUGGCUAGGGCGCACGUACAUCGCCUACGCGGCCCGCCACGGCCAUGUAAAUGUGCUGGAGCUGUUUCCUCUCCAGUCCAGCGACCCAGCAGUAGUAGACCAUGACGGGAACACGCCACUACAUGAAGCGGUGCGAUACGGUCGACUCGAGUGCGCUCAGUGGCUGCUGGACCACCACGAGGGGUUGAAAUCGGUGAAGAACAAGGCGGGGAACGAGCCCAAAGACGUUUCCAAGGCGCCAGACAUGCAGAGGUUGUUUACAACUCGUUAAUAAACAAACUAAUCGAUGCACUGGUCAAUGACUCGACCAGACUGACGUCAGACACUUGCAUCGAUCGCCAAUCGGCCGAGAAAUGCGACACGAGCUCGGAGAAAACGACUUUGUGGCGGUGGAGGGCGUUCAAGGUGGCGUGCACUCCCAUACACUUGACCUGAUACAUAAGCAUACACAGUCAACCCAAUCCUCUAUA
Aphanomyces astaci is the source of this 1652-nucleotide messenger RNA. RefSeq lists its product as hypothetical. The annotation marks the transcript as partial. Lineage: Eukaryota; Oomycota; Saprolegniomycetes; Saprolegniales; Verrucalvaceae. The record is from RefSeq and is a predicted model, not a curated record. Gene Ontology annotation, molecular function: methyltransferase activity; nucleic acid binding; protein binding. Gene Ontology annotation, biological process: methylation. The transcript is spliced from 3 exons.